AUGCUACAAUCAACAAUAGCAACCGAUCCAGAUGGUGGCGGCCAUCUUAUGAAAUUGUCAAUAGGAACCCCGCCGUUCGAUAUAUAUGUAAUUGCUGAUACAAGCAGCACUCUACUAUGGAUCCAAUGCCAGCCAUGUAAAAGUUGCUUCAAGACAAAACAGGCCAUAUUCGACCCGGAAAAAUCCUCAACUUAUGGGAACAUUACUUGUUCUGAAAGCGAGUGCAGACUUGUCGACGAGGACUCACCUCAAAACUAUUGCAAAGACAAUCCUCAAGCUACUUGCAUGUACCAUUACCGGUAUGUAGAUAAGUCGUACAGUAUAGGUGAAGUGGCUAAAGAAGCAAUUACCUUGAAGUCUACGUCAGGUACUGAUGUAAUCUUAAAAGAUAUUGUCAUUGGGUGUGGGCAAAACAACAGUGAUAAACGAGCAGGAGAGUAUCAAAUGGGAAGAGUUGGGCUUGGACACGGGCCCUUGUCAUUUAUUUCUCAAAUCAGUCCUUAUGUUGGAGGCAAAAGAUUCUCGUAUUGCUUAGUGCCCCUUGAUACUGAUCCGAAAAUCGAAAGCAAUAUCAAUUUUGGAAAUGGGAGUGAAGUUUCGGGUAAAGGUGUGGUGUCAACACCUUUGUUCGAUAUUGAAAAAUCCAUGAAUAAGUAUUAUGUGACGGUGCGAGGAAUUACAAUCGGAAAUGAAUUUCUUCCUUUUAACCCAACAGAGACAUUGCUCGAGGAAGGGAAUAUGUUGAUCGACUCGGGCUCAACUUUAUCAUAUUUACCUCAAGAGUUCUAUGACCGGGUGGUGAAUAAGCUGGUAAAAACACUUGAUCCAAAAUUGGAGCUAAUCAAUUAUGUUGACUCGAAAAAUACAACUAGCCUUUGCAUCAGCGCCACGACGAUUUCAAAAGCACCAAAUAUGGCUGUGCAUUUCGACGGCGGUGGAAAACUACAGUUAACGACGGAACGAUAUUUAUUUAGAUUAGAAGAGGAAAAGUUAGUUUGCCUUGGAAUCAGGAACACCAAUAAGAAGGCUUUCCAUAGUAAUCAUACUGGUGUUUUUGGACGCAAUGUUAUGGGAAAUAUGUUGAUUGGUUUUGACAUAGAUAGAGAAGUGGUCUCCUUCAAGCCCACAAAUUGCAUAAAAAUGCCUAGCGUUGGUGGUGCUAAUAUUGCCACUCAUCCCUUUUCCAUUUUCUCCACUUGUCUUUUCUAUUUGCUUUUGAUUGUGAGUCUGUCCUGCUAG
Molecule: messenger RNA, 1239 nt
Organism: Rosa rugosa (rugosa rose)
Lineage: Eukaryota; Viridiplantae; Streptophyta; Magnoliopsida; Rosales; Rosaceae
Product: aspartic proteinase CDR1-like
Exons: 1
Coding region: 1-1239 (412 amino acids)
Biological process (GO): proteolysis
Cellular component (GO): extracellular region
Molecular function (GO): aspartic-type endopeptidase activity
Source: RefSeq, a predicted model, not a curated record